UCUGUACGUCUCAUUGAUGAUUCUAGCACACACAAAGAACAGGUUAAGCUCAGACGCACCAGGCCGGGCGGGGAAGAGGGCUGUAACAAGUGGAAAUGGACUUAAGAGGAUUAUUGUGGUCGUUAGUUCCCUGCCGGUCUCAUUAAGGAUGAGCAGCAAUGCCGGUGUGAGAUAGCACAAAUGGUCAGGAACACCGAACGCAAUCGAGUCACAACCAAAGUAGAGGUUUUUUUUUUUUUUUUUGACACUGCAAUGAAAUAAAUUAAUUGCAACAUUCCAUGAUGACCUGCUGUGGUUGUUACCUGCUGGAAGCACACGGUGAUCCGUUUGCAGGCGUGCGUUUGUACCAAAGGACAGUUUCCUGACCAGGACAUUGGCAGGCAGCCUACUGAGGGACAUGAGGACGAGACCUGCUGGGAUUGGCAAUGUCCAUGCCGACUGGAUGGGUUCGCUUCCCUCCAUACUCAGUGCCAUGCCUCUCAAGCAUCUUGCUGUGCCAGGUUCUCAUGACUCCUUCACCUUCUGGGUGGAUGUGCACGCCCCGGUGGGCCCUGAUCAGAAAUCUUAUGUAAAGUACCUAGCCACCAUGUUCAGCGUACUAGCCAAGAAAGUCAUGGUGAAGUGGUCAAUGACACAGAACCUGACAUUCAGGGAGCAAUUAGAUGCAGGAAUUCGUUACUUCGAUCUCAGGGUGUCUUCUAAACCAGGUGAGCCUGGAAAUGAGAUCUACUUCAUCCAUGGCCUCUUUGGACACAAAGUGAGAGACGGCCUGUUGGAAAUUAACUCCUUUUUGAACAGACACAAGAAAGAGGUCGUGUUUUUGGACUUCAAUCAUUACUACGCGAUGGAUGAAGAUCACCAUGUGUACCUCAUCCGUAUGCUACAGGAAGUGUUUGGCAGCAAGCUGUGCAGCGACUGCGCAGUGGAGAACAUUACUCUGAACUACCUGUGGGAGAAGAAAUACCAGGUCAUUGUGUUCUACCAUCACCCAUCAGCUCAAGGUAUCCCUGUGAUGUGGCCUGGAAAUAAAAUCCCUGCUCCUUGGGCAAACACCACUGAGCCCAACAAGCUUAUACAAUUUCUGGAAACCACAUUAAAAGAAAGAAACAAACAGGGAUCCUUCCAUGUCACCCAAGCCAUUCUCACUCCUACGGCCAACACUGUAGCCAAAGGUUUGGUGUGGGGACUGCGUGAAUACCUGGUAGAAAGAAACCUGCCAACCAUAAUGUCUUGGGUUCAGAGUCAACGGCCAGGAGUGGACGGAGUCAACAUCGUCACCUCGGACUUUGUGGAGCUCACUGACUUUGCCAACAUUGUGAUUAAACUCAACAACCUGCUGCUGUCUGAGUCAGAACGCAAACCCAGAUGACACAUGCCCCAUUUUUGACCAGAGGUCAGAUGGUUUGGUUUCAUGUCUUUCUCCUUGUUUGGAUAAAAUGGCUUCAGUAAAGCACAUGAUGACGUUAUUGACUUUCAGGAGGUUUUGUAGCUGGCACGCAGGCAGCUUUUCUGCUGCCUGGAGAGCUUCAGUUUCUAAUUUAACAACUCAAGUUAAAUGCUAGGGUUUGCAGAAAUUUUGUAAGCCUUUAAGUAUUCCUGGAACUCUUAGAUUUUACUUGCAGCCAAGAGGAGUUUGGGAAACCAGGGGUCAGGUUAGAGAGGACGAAGAAUAGUUUGUAUUCAGUUUUACACAAGAAUAUACCUCACAUCGCUGCUAUGAAAUGUAGCUGCAACACAGACCACCCAUUUCACAAACGCUCCACCUGUUACCACGGUUAUAAUAAUCCUAGACACGCUGUUAAUCUUUUACAUCUAGAUGUGUUAUUUAUCAAAAUGGUGACUAAGAUACGAACGCAGAAUUUCUAUUUACGAACAUAGAGAGUAAUGAGAAAAUGCCCAACAUGGAGAUCGUAGAUUUCCACAAUUUCUCUGAGAAUUAUUUGGCCGGACUUUGGCAUCUUUGGGGUUUAUUGUCUGGGACGUUCAUUCCUGGAAAGUUUUCUGCUGAUGUUUUUUUUCAUUAUACAGUAAUAAUUUUCAAAUUGUUUGUAAAUCGCCUUAUAACUCUACCCAAACUGAUGGUGGCAAGAAUUGCGCACCCAAGGUGAUCACCGUCUUUCCUUCUUGGCGUCAACACUCGGCUGGCAAACUGCUGACGUUUACUGCUUUUACACAGGAAGUCACCACUGACAAUGCCUUGUUACUCCAGUGCAUUUGAUCAGAUGCAGCUGGUUGUAACUGUUCCUCCCAAAUCAUAUAAAAGGGCCGACGUACGCAACUUUUCCAUCUCAGCUUUGCAUUUGUUUAUUUCAAAAAUAAAUAAAGGUGUUAAUUGUCUUUGAGAACAGAUUUAAAAUAAUAAAACCUGGUAGAAACCACAUUGGGUUUUUUGGGCGGGGGGAGGGAAAUGAGACCUAAAUCCCUACCAUUUAUAAAUGGGGUGUGCUCCCUGUUUACAGUUACUGCAUGUAGCAGUAAAAGGUAAUGAAAAACAAAUGCAUUUUCAAAUUGGGCCUAGCUAGGGAUUUUAGCUCUUCACUUUUCCCCAGUGAAGUUUUUAUUUUGUUUACUUUUUAUGUCUAGGCUUUGGGCAGGGAGUCCGCUGUGUCUCAACAUGAAUGGCAUUUAACAAGCGCUAUAGACAGUAACACCUUCAGGGCGUAGAUUCUGAAAGGCUAAAUAUGUGUGGAACUUUUUCCGCAAUCCCUGUAAAGCACAUGCACCCAUAAAAAUAAACAGCUACACUUUUUAUGGUUACGGUUUGUUGGGUUUGAUGCAAAAAUAGUAAAAAAAAUCAAAUAAAAAACAAUCCCUUUGGAGAAAUGUUGGGAAAGUCUCAUCAGAACCUAAAUAUGUAGCCGUUAAACUAUGCACAAGUCAAUGAAUGCGUAUUAACUGUAUAAAGUGUUUUCUGUGCAUUUGAAUGUUUUCUGCAUCAGUAUGUGUUCCUAUGUGUUUUGUGCCUUGUGGAUUUAGUGAUUACUAUGCAUCUCAUAGACAACAAUGCUCUGAAUAUCUGCACUUUUAUGGACACGAAAGAAAAAAAAACGGGGACCAAGACAGCAGAGAAUAAGUGAGUUGCCAGAAAUCUUAUAUGUAUGGAACAACUGUGUGACAGACUGAGAAGAAGUCAGUAAGACCAAAGCUAAAUAUCUGAAAAGAAAAAAAACCUGUUAUCCUCAGCAUCAGUGGCAUGUAAACGUUAACUGUGAUGUUUUGUUUUAUGUACAGGCUUGACCACUUCACUUCACACCCUGCCUGAGUUGUUGUUGUUGUUUUUGUUUUGUUUUUUUCAUGCGAAACUGCCUGCAUCUGUCCAGGCCGCGUUGUUGACACUGUUGAGUGUGGUCACCGAGCCCUAUGAGGUCCUCUCUCUCACACUGAGACACAAGCAGAGGCACUUUAAUUGUGGAGUAAU
Poecilia reticulata (guppy) is the source of this 3418-nucleotide messenger RNA. RefSeq names its product phosphatidylinositol-specific phospholipase C, X domain containing 2 (gene plcxd2). The record is from RefSeq and is a predicted model, not a curated record. Gene Ontology annotation, molecular function: phosphoric diester hydrolase activity. Lineage: Eukaryota; Metazoa; Chordata; Actinopteri; Cyprinodontiformes; Poeciliidae. Gene Ontology annotation, biological process: lipid metabolic process.